AUGCGUUGUGGUUCCUGGGGCGUGUUGCAGCAAGCGAUGGCAGUACUGCAGGAGUCGCAGGCGCGCCAGCUGUGCCUCUCGGCGCGCGACAUCUUCCUGCAGCAGCCCAUGCUGCUGGAGCUGGAGGCGCCCGUCAACAUCGUGGGCGACAUCCACGGCCAGUUCGAGGACCUGCUGCGCCACUUCGACAAGCUGGGCUAUCCGCCGGCGGCCAACUAUCUCUUCCUGGGAGACUACGUCGACAGGGGCAGGAAUUCACUCGAGGUGAUAUGUCUACUGCUCGCCUACAAGCUCAAGUACCCAAACAACUUCUUCCUCCUGAGAGGGAAUCACGAAUGUGCCAGCAUCAACAGAGUGUACGGAUUCUACGAAGAAUGCAAACGACGGUAUAGCAUCAAAUUAUGGAAAACAUUUACAGAUCUUUUCAACUGUUUGCCUGUAGCGGCCCUCGUGGAGGGCACAAUUUUCUGCACGCAUGGGGGCCUAUCGCCUCAGUUGUCGGAUUUGAACGAGAUCCGAAACAUCCCUCGGCCCAUCGACGUGCCAGACUCAGGGCUGGUGUGCGACCUGCUGUGGUCCGACCCGGCUGAGGGCGUGAGCGGCUGGGCGCAGAACGACCGCGGCGUGAGCUUCGUGUUCGGGCGCGACGUGGUGCAGCGCUUCCUGCAGCGCCACGGCUGCUCGCUGAUCGUGCGCGCGCACCAGGUGGUGGAGGACGGCUACCAGUUCUUCGCCGAGCGCUCCCUGCUCACGCUCUUCUCGGCGCCCAACUACUGCGGCGAGUUCGACAACGCCGGCGCCGUGCUGGGCGUCUCCGAGGACCUCACCUGCUGGUUCAGCGUGCUGCCGGUGAGCCCUCUUCUGCACGACGGAAACGAGAUGCUUUCUUUAAAAAGAUUUUUGGUUUACUAUGCCAUUUACUUCAAAUCUAAAUAUUUUUCCUACAACUUGUAG
Molecule: messenger RNA, 954 nt
Organism: Gryllus bimaculatus (two-spotted cricket)
Lineage: Eukaryota; Metazoa; Arthropoda; Insecta; Orthoptera; Gryllidae
Source: the annotation of a GenBank genome assembly